Molecule: messenger RNA, 1849 nt
Organism: Vombatus ursinus (common wombat)
Lineage: Eukaryota; Metazoa; Chordata; Mammalia; Diprotodontia; Vombatidae
Product: tumor necrosis factor receptor superfamily member 6-like
Exons: 11
Coding region: 54-1157 (367 amino acids)
Biological process (GO): positive regulation of apoptotic process; TRAIL-activated apoptotic signaling pathway
Cellular component (GO): cell surface; plasma membrane
Molecular function (GO): protein binding
Source: RefSeq, a predicted model, not a curated record
CGGCUCCUCGUCCCCGGUGCGUGCGCUCACCGAGAGAGCCACUGAGGAAGCCCAUGCCACACCGAGCCCUGACUUUGGUCCUGGUCCUGGCGUGGAUCCUGGCCUCUGGCCGGGCGCGAGUUAUGAGAAAACCAAAGUCAACCCUGCUGUUCAAUAGAGAUGACAGAGCACCAGGGAGCACCUGUGCCUUUAAAAAGGAAUACUGGCAUGAAGACCGCUGCUGCUUGUACUGCCCAACAGGCACCCGGGUCUCCAAGCACUGCACCACCCCCCACACGCUUGGAAUCUGUGAGAGAUGCCCACCUGGAGAAUAUUCCCUUAAAAAUGGACUGGAUACCUGCAGACAGUGUACCCAGUGCAGAGAAGACCAAGUGAUGCUGGGUCCCUGUUUUGGGGGUAUCGAUACCAAGUGCCAGUGUAAAGAGCAGUAUUAUUGUGAGGCCCCAGACUGUGAGAUAUGCCAGCGCUGCACAGAGAGGUGCCCAGAAGGAACACAGAUUCUUCAAAAAUGCAACGCUACAGCUGACACACUGUGUGGGGUGCCUGGCUCAGGCUUCACCUCCAGAGGAGACUCGCCCACUGUCCCAGAAAGCCCAUCCAACGUGGUUGGCAUGCCGGUGCCUUGGGUUUUACUUGGCAUUGGCAUUGGCAUUGGCGUGGUUUGCUGGGUUUACAGAUGCUACAGGAAUCGGCAACGCUCCCUUGGUGUGGAUGGCAGAAAGGCCCUGGAUGAGAGCACAUCGAGUAUCCUGAUUGAAGAAGCCCAUGGCAGAGCCUCUACAGUCCCAGAGUCAAGUAGCCCGAGCCGUGAAGAGCAAUUCUCCAAGGACUAUGCUCUGCAGGAUGUUACCGAAGCAGGAAAAAGCAGAAGCUUUUACAUUUUCCAGCGUCAUCUUCAUAAACAUUGGAAUGAAUUUGUGCGAAACCUGGGACUAGAAGAAAAUGAGAUUGCCACAGCUGUGCAACAACAUCCAUCCAACCCAGAAGAACAGAAAUUCCAGAUGUUGCUUACAUGGUGGAACAAAUUGGGAAGGGCAGCAUCUGUUUUUAAGUUAUUGGCCACUGCCCACAAAAUGCCCAUGAUCACUCUGCAGGUACAAAACAUACUCAAUGAUUUAAUUAAUGAAGGGAUUUUAUGUAAGCAAGAAGACACUUGAGGGAAACUUUGUUCCCAUCUCUUUUUUUGUUUUUGGAGAGUAAGAUACUCAACUUUAAGAAAGAUUUUCGGGGGUUAGGCUUCCACAGCAGGAUGAGAAAUCCCAAGAUCUUGUGGAUAAUCCCUCAACCAAUCAGAAGGUGCUCCAAACUUUCUGUAAACAACUAGUUCCUUAAGAAAAGAGCCGUAGAGGCUAAACCGAUUGCAACCCUUGCCAGGUCAGACCAAUUGAGGUCAACUGGAGGACACCAGCAAAAUAUUAUUGUGCAUGCUUAAUGAACUUCAUUACUACUGACACACCCUGCAUAAAAUUAGAGCCUCAUUAACAGAACGGAUCAUGGGACGUAUGACGAGGGAAGGGGGACAUCUUUGAACAUAUCAUGGGGGAAACAUAGAUGAAACGCUUAAGGAAGGUUGUAACCUGAGAAGGAAUGGACCAAUCCAGGCCUGGGAGGUGUCACCCAGAACUAACGGCAUAAAAGCACUCUUGCUUUUGUACUCAGGACUCUCUCCUCCUGAAAAGAGGGGGAGCCCACUUCCGGCCAGAAAUGUCUAAAUCCUCUGGACUUUCUCUGUAGUAAACUUUUCUUGACACUAAAUUUUUGUUGUCAAGUGUGUUUGUAACACCAGCGUCACACAGCUAGUAGGUGUCAGGUGUCUGAGGCUGGAUUUGAACUCAGGUCUUUCUGACUC